AUGCGUUUCGCUACUCUCGCCAUCUCGGCUUUGGCAACUUGUGCCAUCGCUCGCCCUGCCCCCAUGUCCCACGCCCCUGCUCCUGUUUUUGAGAGAUCAUUGCUAUCCGCAGCCGUCGACCUGCUCGACCCAGCUGCUGCCUUGGACGGACUCUCUGCCGAGGGAGCCGCUGCCUGGGUCGGAGCCAGUCUUGGCUUAGAGGCCAGCGUUAUUGAUGUCAGUGCCAGAACUGAUCUGGCUACUUGGAUCGGCGGUGCCUCCGUGAACCUGGAUGCAAGUGUCGUGGCUGCCAUUAAGGAUUGGUGCAAUGGCGCUUCUUCCGCCGAGUUGGAUGUCGAAGUUAUCGCUGAAAUCUCCCUCUUGACUCCCUUCGCCAUUGCCAUCGCUGCUGCGGGUGACCUUGUCGUUGACGUCGAGGGCAUUGUUUCUGUCGGUGCUGCUGUCGGUGUUGUUCUGGAGGCAUCUCUCCAGGCUACCCUUGAAACCUUUAUUGCCGCCAACGCUGAUCUUGACGCUGAGGUCAAGGUUGCUCUUAACAUCUGCGCUGCCGGUGGUCUAGUUGCUUCUCUAUCUGCUGAUGUCAAGGCCGCUCUUACCGCUUACCUUGAUGACGCUUCAUGCGGUCUUUCUGCCUCUCUCAAGGCUGCCAUCAAGCUCUGGCUCAGUGGUACCGUCGGUGUUGGUGUUUCAGCUCUCGGAACCGUCUCCACUGCCGCCUCAAUUUCUGCUUCCAUUGGCGCCGCCAUCGAUGCCGCUGUUGAUGUCUCUGGCAUUGUUUCCGCUUCCUACAUCAGCUCUCUUGAGGCCUGGAUCUCCGCCCAAACCGACCUGGACGCCGACAUCAAGGCCUGGCUAGAAGUCUGCACUGGUGCCGAGUCUGCCCUUUCCCUUGACGUUGACGCCGUGAUCAAGCUCACCGCAUGGCUCUUUGACUCCAGCUGCACUCUCUCCGCCCAACUCAAGGCCGUUGUCUUGGUCUGGUUGAACGUUCGCGUAAACCUUGCUGACACUGUCUCUGUCCUCGCUGCCGCCGACAUUGCUACCCUCACUGCCUGGAUUGGCGGUGAUAUUGCAGCCUCCCUCAGCGCCACUGUCAAGGGCGUCAUUGCCGUUGCCAUUGCCGGUGAAGCUGUUGUCAACGUCUCUGUCGACGCCGUUGCUGAACUUGUUGGUGUCCUGACCGGCUGCGUUAGCGGCAUCGAUAUCUCCGUUGACAUUCAAAUCAUCCUCGGCAAGUGGGUUUCUGGCGAAACCUGCGACUGCAAGAACAACAGCACCAAGAGAGCCCUUGUGUCUCACGCUUGA
Molecule: messenger RNA, 1305 nt
Organism: Talaromyces atroroseus
Lineage: Eukaryota; Fungi; Ascomycota; Eurotiomycetes; Eurotiales; Trichocomaceae
Exons: 1
Coding region: 1-1305 (434 amino acids)
Source: RefSeq, a predicted model, not a curated record